Molecule: messenger RNA, 1317 nt
Organism: Myxocyprinus asiaticus (Chinese sucker)
Lineage: Eukaryota; Metazoa; Chordata; Actinopteri; Cypriniformes; Catostomidae
Product: tubulin alpha-8 chain-like
Exons: 3
Coding region: 16-1317 (433 amino acids)
Biological process (GO): microtubule cytoskeleton organization; mitotic cell cycle
Cellular component (GO): cytoplasm; microtubule
Molecular function (GO): structural constituent of cytoskeleton; GTP binding
Source: RefSeq, a predicted model, not a curated record
CAAGCAGGAGUCCAGAUGGGAAACUCCUGCUGGGAACUGUACUGUUUGGAACAUGGCUUCCAGCCGGAUGGGACUGUAGUUAGUGAUGUCAGCUCAUUAGCUCACUCUUCUUUUGGCACUUUCUUCAGUGAAACUGGUGCAGGGAAGUAUGUUCCUCGAGCGGUGUUCAUUGACCUGGAGCCAACAGUUGUUGAUGAGAUCCGUAAUGGACCUUAUCGACAACUUUACCACCCUGAGCAGCUGAUCAGUGGAAAGGAGGAUGCGGCUAAUAACUACGCACGUGGUCACUAUACCAUCGGCAAAGAGAUCGUAGACUCAGUUUUGGACCGUAUACGAAAAAUGGCGGAUCAGUGCAGCGGUCUGCAGGGCUUCCUGAUCUUCCACAGUUUUGGUGGCGGAACAGGCUCUGGUUUUACAUCUCUGCUGAUGGAGCGACUGUCUGUCGAUUAUGGUAAAAAGUCCAAGUUGGAGUUCUCUGUGUAUCCCGCCCCACAGGUGAGCACUGCUGUGGUGGAACCCUACAAUUCGAUUCUGACGACUCACACCACGCUCGAGCACUCCGACUGCUCUUUCAUGGUGGAUAACGAAGCUAUCUUUGACAUCUGUAAGAGAAAUCUUGAUAUCGAGCGCCCGUCCUACACCAACCUAAACCGACUCGUCGCCCAGAUAGUGUCCUCCAUCACGGCAUCUCUGCGGUUUGACGGAGCUCUGAACGUGGACCUCACUGAGUUCCAGACCAACCUGGUGCCGUACCCUCAUAUCCACUUUCCGCUUGUCACCUACUCUCCCAUCAUCUCUGCAGAGAAGGCAUACCAUGAGCAGCUCUCUGUGCCAGAGAUCACCAACGCCUGUUUUGAGCCAGCAAACCAGAUGGUGAAAUGUGACCCUCGCUGUGGCAAAUACAUGGCCUGCUGUCUGCUGUAUCGUGGCGACGUGGUGCCCAAAGACGUUAACGCCGCUAUUGCCAAUAUCAAGACUCGACGCUCCAUCCAGUUUGUGGACUGGUGUCCCACAGGGUUCAAAGUGGGCAUCAACUACCAGCCGCCCACCGUCGUACCUGGAGGUGAUCUGGCCAAGGUGCAGAGGGCCGUCUGUAUGUUGAGCAACACCACGGCCAUCGCAGAAGCCUGGAGCCGUCUGAACCAUAAGUUUGACCUGAUGUACGCCAAAAGAGCUUUCGUACACUGGUAUGUGGGUGAAGGGAUGGAGGAAGGAGAGUUCUCGGAGGCACGAGAGGACAUGGCUGCCCUGGAGAAGGACUACGAAGAGGUUGGCGCUGAUUCCACUGAAGAUUAUGAGGAGGAUGAAGAGUAUUGA